AUGGCAACACAAGAACAUUUUGAUCAAUUAUGCUAUAACUAUAAUGAAACAACUUUCGUUCCACAACAAGUAACACCGAGCAUGUUAAGUACACAUAACGAUUUAAAUCAAUUACGUGUAAAUUCGAGUAACGCCGAAGAUUAUGCAAACGAAUUUGAAACAUAUUUACAAAACUACAAUAAAAAUAAAGAAGCUGCUCAAUCGAAUGUAACUACACUUAAUUCGUUACAUUCGAAUAAUGUUGAGAAAUCUGUUUCUGAGCAAUCAGUUAUCAACGUUUACGAAAACUUUUCGUCUGCUACAGCAAUACAAACUUUUGGUAUAUCUAAUUUAAGUUAUGAUGAUCAAAUAAUUGCUCGUAAAUAUCGAUUUGAUCUCAAUGGCAUUAAAACUUUCGAAAAAAGGCUCUUUAAUAAAGAUCGUAUGUCAAAACGAAUGUAUGCAAUUAUCUGUUGUACUAAUAUUACAAAAGAGUAUGUCAUGUUAGAAAUAUGUCGACAAUUUCCAAUGCCUAUCAUACAAUAUGUAUGCGUAUCGAGUGAUUCACCAACUUCAGGAUUAUCCAAUACAAAUAGUUCUUCUGUGAUAUACGUACAAAUAUUAUUGAAAAGAAAAGUAAAUAAACGUGGUUGGUUUCUCGAUAAAGUUACUGGUGAUUUUUGUAAUUAUCAUGUCACCUACAAAGAAUUACCAUGGCAUCAAUUUAUAAAAAAAGAUCGUUUCAGCAUCGAGAUAGGUCAUUUUCAAUCGAGAAGACCUCGAGCUAAUCGUUGUACUUUAUCAUUUAGAAAUGCACCAAAAAGAAUGGAUAUGGAUAUUAUCGAAACUGUUGAGAUAAUUGAUUUAUGUACACCAAAUUUUAAUACAGAUGAAAUAAUACUCUCUCCAAUAGUCGUCCAUGAAACAAUAGAUUUAAGUAAAAUAAAUGAACGAUUUCCAAAUAUUCAACGUCGAUUACCAGUAUUACCGUGGUUUCCAACAAAUAACAAACAACAAAAUGGCUAUCCAUUAAUGUCGAAUAUACCACCUCAUAAACUAAAUCAAGAAGAAUUGAUUCGACGACGUAGUGGAACUUUCAAGCCCGCAUUCAAUAUUGUAAAAAAUGAUUCAAAUAUACAAUCAUUUAUAUGUGAAAAGUCCUAUAUGUAUUUUGGUGAUUUACUUGAACGGUUAAAAGUUGAUCAAUCUAUUUUGGAUUAUAAUUAUACACGUUUAAAUAAAUAUAUGAAAAUGUUAGCUUGUGAACAAAUGCGUGUAUUUAAACUACGAGCACAUGAAAUUCAACGAAUCGAUGAAAAAGAAUAUCCUAUUGCAUUAGAAUUCUUUUUACAAUUUGAUGUGAAUAUGUUCUAUAUGAAAACAUGUUCAUUUCGUCAUGCUCGCCCUCGUACAUUAAAUGAAGGUCUUUUUUGUUUACAAGAACCAGAAGCUCGUUAUGAAUUAGCUGCAUGUGGUAAUUGUGCAUUAUGUUAUCCUCAAUAUGAUAUGAAAUAUCGAUCGAAAAAAUCAAUUAUUGAAUUUAGUCAAGCUCAUAAAUAUACAUUUCUUAAUGGAUAUCAAGCCAUUUUAAAUUGUUCAGCAUCAUGUCAUACACGAAAUAUUAUUUAUGCGUUAAUAUGUCCAUGUGGUAAAUUUGAAUAUAUUGGUGCAACAACAAAUAGUUUACAUGAUCGUUUAAUAAAACAUCGCGAGCAUGGGAAUCGAAUCAUACAUGAAUUUUUAAUAGGACAAGAAAAUAUUCUACGUGAUUUUCCACGAGGAAAGUUAAAGGAAAUUAUAGUAAAAGAUCGUAUGAAACUUUAUCAACAUUCAACACAUUGUCCAGUGGCUAUGCAAAUAUUUUUAGAUGCUAAUCCACAAUAUUGGCGAUUUGUACCAAUGACAUUAAAAGAAUCAGAAAGACCUGAACAAAAAAUCGUUGCACCAUAUACUUCUACUGAAGAACUUAGUUGGACUAUACGAUCAAAAGAAGAUACUAAAUUGUAUGUUGAAGCUGUUCCAAAACCAUCGUAUGGUUUCGCUUUUUCCAAUCGACAAAUCAUGUUACAAACACAAUAUUUUCAUAAGACACGAGAUCAAACUCUACCAAAUCAACAUAUUGAUUUAUACAAUGCUACUAUUGUAGCUGUAUUACCAGAAACUUGUUCAGAUAUGUUUCGUUUUACUAUUGAAUCUUUAUUCAUUACUUAUGCUGAAACAAAUCUCAAUUCAAUUGGUAAUGUUUUGAAUACGAAUCGAAUUGGUGAAUCUUAUCCAACGAAUAAUCCUUGGUUGGUUCGUAGUAGUGAAUGGUGUCAAGGUUUAUUACGGCGACCUGAACCAAAAAAUACAAUAGCGAAAAAUAUUGUUGCAACUAAAUGA
Molecule: messenger RNA, 2361 nt
Organism: Rotaria sordida
Lineage: Eukaryota; Metazoa; Rotifera; Eurotatoria; Philodinida; Philodinidae
Source: the annotation of a GenBank genome assembly